Fusarium musae is the source of this 4788-nucleotide messenger RNA. RefSeq lists its product as uncharacterized. The transcript has 5 exons. The record is from RefSeq and is a predicted model, not a curated record. Gene Ontology annotation, molecular function: ATP hydrolysis activity; DNA binding; histone binding. Gene Ontology annotation, cellular component: nucleus; chromatin. Gene Ontology annotation, biological process: negative regulation of transcription by RNA polymerase II; chromatin remodeling. Lineage: Eukaryota; Fungi; Ascomycota; Sordariomycetes; Hypocreales; Nectriaceae. Bases 1 to 4788 code for a protein of 1595 amino acids.
AUGGACACAGAGAACCACCCCUACAAGCCCCUUGAGGGCCUUAUUGACCAAGAUGAUAACGCUGUUGAGCGCUCGCUAGAGUGGCUUCUGGCGGACCUCAAUGGAAACAAUGGCGCUCUGCCUCCUGACGCUGAUAUUGAUACGGAACGGCAGCCAACAGCGCGUGGGAAUAUGAAUGCUCGAGGCGAGGAUAGGGAACAAGACAUUCCCCAAAUCGAAGAAGAUGGACCAAAGGUCUUCAGAGUUUCUCAGCCUCACUACAGUUUUGAGGUUGCGAUUCCGGAAAUGCCUCUUGACAAGCGUAACGAGUACUCGGCCGUUCACAGCGAUAUCGUCGAGUUCAUAUCUGGGGAGCUCCGGUCAAGUCGUGGCAUCGUCAAGUAUCAUGUCGAGUUUACAGAUGGGCGACAAGAGUUGAUAUCUACAGCUGAACUCGUUACCCGUGAGAACGGAAGAGUUGCAUUGGCCCGAUUCAGCCAAGGCCUAUGGCCACAUGAACUUGACGACAUGUCUGCCCGCAAGCGAAAAUACAUGCAGGACGAUGAGUGGGACUCUGGACAGGAGUCUGCUGUUUCUGACCGUAUGGACAUUGACGAGGAGAUGGAGGAUGAUGACGAAGAACCAGUUCAGAGAAAACGUUCGUCUCGAAGCGUAUCCCGACGCCUUCGCUCUAGAGAGAACACCAAGCAACUUUCCCGUAGUCCUGCUCUGGCGAUAGACGAAGAUGAUCUGGACGAUCUACAGCCAGAGCCUUUAGGGGCCACCAGAUCGUUGAGAACUCGACCUCCAAGACAACUGACUCGGAUGUCCUUUAAGAACGGCAUCAGUAGUCAAGACCAGGAUGAACUGCUCGGAGAUGCCCCUCUUGUUUCGUCAGGCGAGGAAGAUGAUGAUUUCAUGCCUAUCGUCUCCGAUCUUGCCCCCAAAAAAGGACGUCCUACUAGGUCGCGACAAAAGUCGAAGCGUCUUCACACUGCGAGUAUGCGACAAAAGGCUCUGUCUCAAUUGCGCCAGAAGUCCCCUGACUCAGAUAUUGAGUUUGAAGCACCUCGACGUUCCUCCAGAGCUACAAGGAGCACCCUGAACAUGCGAGAUGAUGCCCAAAUGGAUGAGGAUUCCUUCUAUAUUGCCGAUGACAAGGCCCCUGGCGCCCCGAAGAUUAUCUCAAUCAGGGAGGUUUUUCAGCCUCUUCCUGCCGACUCAGAGUUUGCUUCGAUGCACAUGGAUGCCUGCCACACCUGCGGAGGCUCACGACAACGGGGCCCAAUGAUUCACUGUCAGGGCUGCACGUUGUCUUAUCACAAGAACUGCCUGGGAUACCGCAGUGCUCGCGAGCAUAUGGUUACCAAGAUCGGUCAGGAUGAUUUUGUCCUGCAGUGCAGGUUCUGUAUUGGCGUCCCAAAUAAAAAGGAUGGCAGUGCUCCCAGGUAUAGCAUGUGUCAGGCAUGCAAAUCUUCAGGUCGUAGCUGCGCGGCCUUUUCUGAAAAGAAGACAUCUCGCCAGGAGGAGAAGCUUCGUGAGCAGAACGGUGGCGUUGAUCCAAUCACUCAGGUUCCUCCAGACCUUCUUAACAACGCUGAAGCGGUCCUCUUCCGAUGUACUUCAUGUCAUCGAGGCUGGCACGUUGAUCAUCUUCCGGGCGCUAGAGGCGGAACAAUCGGAACGGAUCUCAAGUCCGAGCGUCUGAAAGACCAUUCCAUUGACUGGCAAUGCAAAGAGUGUGCAAAUGCCAGGCAUAAAAUUCAUCGGCUCGUGGCAUGGCGCCCUAUACCAACAGAGCUUGCCAAACGAGACCCUCGACCAAUGUAUACUGAGGUUCGAGAGGACGAGAAGGAAUAUCUGAUCAAAUGGGAAAGUCUAUCCUAUGCUCACUGUGACUGGAAGCCGGGCGCUUGGGUGUACGGUGUAGCAGCGCCCACGAUGCGUACUUCCUUCGGCAAAAGAGACCUCGAGCAGGAUUUGCUGAAACUCAGCGAGCGAGAGGCCAUUCCAGAUGAGUUCCUUAUGCCAGACAUAGUUCUCAACACCAGACUGGACCCAUCGGUCCCAAGACCAAGGACAAAAAAAGACGAAAUAGAUAACUUGGCCAACGUCAGCAAAAUCUUUGUCAAGUUUCAAGGCCUUGGUUAUGAUGACGUUGUGUGGGACACGCCCCCAUCAGAGGAUGCAGGCGAUAUCUAUGCCUCCUUUGUGGAGGCAUACUACGAGUAUAUUGAGGGCAAAUACUUCAGGAGUGAAUCUCAGCACAAGAUCAGAGAACGAGUCAAGGCUUACAAAGCCGAGCCGUUCGAGGAGUUGAAGGAGCAACCUGCCGGCCUCAAACGUGGAAAGCUCAUGGGAUACCAGAUUGAAGGAGUCAAUUGGUUGUUAGGGAACUACCAUUCAGGCCGCAGUGUGGUUCUCGCAGAUGAGAUGGGCUUAGGAAAGACUGUCCAGGUUGUAGGCCUUGUGACUUCUUUAGUCCAAGACAGCCCUAAGUGCUGGCCUUUUCUUGUCGUUGUUCCAAAUGCUACAUGUCCGAAUUGGCGCCGUGAGUUCAAGCAGUGGGUGCCAGAGCUCCGAGUGGUCGCCUAUCAUGGCGGAAGAGAACCACAGGCACUUGCUUACAAGUACGAGCUGUUCCCCAAUGGAUCUACUGACAUGAAGGCACACGUUGUGAUCAUGUCCUAUGACUCAGCACAGGACCCUGCGACAAAGGCUCUCUUCAAGUCUAUCAAUUGGGCAGGGCUUGUGGUUGACGAAGGUCAGCGCCUGAAGAACGACCAGAACAUUUUGUAUGGUGCUCUUCGCUCAAUGCGAAUUCCUUUCCGACUUCUACUUACUGGUACACCACUCCAGAACAACAAGAGGGAACUGUUCAAUCUUUUACAGUUCAUUGAUGAGAAGCAGAAUGCCGAAGAACUGGACGCAGAGUAUGCGGUUCUUGAUAAGGAGACGCUACCCAAGUUGCACAACAAGAUUCGACCAUACUUCCUCCGCCGAACCAAAGCAGGUGUUCUCAAAUUUUUACCUCCCAUGACACAAAUCAUUCUGCCGGUCACAAUGACUGUAAUUCAAGAGAAACUUUCGAAGAGUAUCAUGGCCAAAAAUCCCGAGCUCAUCAAGGCCAUGUUCUCCAACAGCAAGAUGAACAAGAAAGAACGUGGAUCUCUCAACAACAUUUUAAUGCAGCUGAGAAAAUGCCUCUGUCACCCUUUCAUGUACUCCGAAGCUAUUGAGGAGCGUCACCAUGAUCAAACAGUAAUUCAACGCAACUUGGUCGAGGCAUCAGCCAAGCUCCUACUUCUCCAAGUCAUGCUUCCAAAACUACAGGAAAGGGGGCAUCGCGUGUUGAUCUUCAGCCAGUUUUUACAGCAAUUAAAUAUCAUUGAGGAUUUUCUCAAUGGCCUAGGCUACGAUUUUCGCCGUCUCGAUGGCAGUAUCAGUAGUCUGGAGAAACAACGGCGCAUUGAUGCCUUCAACGCCCCUGACUCGCCCAUCUUCGCGUUUCUUCUUUCGACCCGAGCUGGUGGUGUUGGCAUCAAUCUCGCUACUGCAGAUACAGUCAUCAUCCUCGAUCCUGAUUUCAACCCACACCAGGAUAUUCAGGCAUUGUCCCGUGCUCAUCGCAUUGGACAGAAGAAGAAGGUCCUUUGCUUCCAGCUUAUGACUGUAGACUCGGUCGAAGAAAGAAUUAUGCAAAUUGGGAAGAAGAAGAUGGCCUUGGAUCAUGCUCUGAUCGAAAGCAUGGACGACGACGAACUUGCCGGUGAUGAUCUGGAGUCAAUAUUGAAACACGGCGCCCAGGCCUUGUUCAACGAUGACUAUGAAAAGAAGUCUAUCCACUAUGAUUCUGCUGCUGUUGAUGCACUUCUAGAUCGGACAGACGAUACAGAAAGCAAACCAGAUGACGGGACAUCAUUCUCUUACGCCAAGGUGUGGUCCAACGACAAGUCCGGCUUCGACGCUGGUUUUGCUACCGAAGAGAUGGCUGAACCAGAAGCUAUAAACUCGAGCGUCUGGGAUCGUAUCCUGGCUCAACGUGAGGCAGAAGCACAGCGUCAAGCUGAAGCAACUAGGGAGGUUCUGGGUCGCGGUGGUCGACGUCGACAGGCUAUUAACUACAAGACGAACGCCCUAGAUAACCCUAUUCCUGGCGAUGCCGAAGCUGAGCCGUCAGACUCCUCUGAUGAUUUUGCUGGCGGUGACUCUGGAGAAGAGUCUGAGGAGGAAGAUCCGUCACUGGCAAAAGACGCCGAAGCAGACCUCCAAACCUUCCAAGCAUCAAACGCCCGUAACGCCAGACCACAGGAAGUCAUUGGUGAACAGCAAAAAGCCAGUCGCGGGAGCCGGCAAGAAACACCAAACAACCACAGCAAACAGCAAAAGCAGCAGCCAACGUGGCAAAUCGGGAACACCCAAAACCCCAAGCAGCAAGGGAGUAUCCAAAACAAUCGCACAGCGACCCCCGGCUACCCCAUGCAAACCUCCUACCCUCAAGGGAGUGGCCCAGUAAAUACCGAAAUGCCCAUUGACUUCACCCGAUAUAUCAAGGGUAACUACCUCUACCAGGGCGACUCUACAGACCCUGUACCACCUGAGCGGGUAAUUCCCACCCAACCUCAUGCUCCUAAUAACCAAAUAGUUGAUUACAGAAACGUUCGCCUCCGCUCAGAAGCCGAAGUUAGAGUAGCCCUUGAUUGGGUCCAACGUUCGGAACCUGAGGCUGAGGUUAGGAAACAAUACAAGGCGGUUCUGCUAAGCCGUUUAAGGUCGCUUACCGGUAAAAGCGGAACGCAGCACAAAUGA